Monoraphidium neglectum is the source of this 273-nucleotide messenger RNA. RefSeq lists its product as hypothetical. Lineage: Eukaryota; Viridiplantae; Chlorophyta; Chlorophyceae; Sphaeropleales; Selenastraceae. The coding region runs from base 1 to 273 and encodes 90 amino acids. The record is from RefSeq and is a predicted model, not a curated record. The transcript has a single exon.
AUGUCCCACCUGCAUGCGGACCACACCGGCGGCGCCCUGCUGUCAUCUCCCAAGGCCUCGUAUCCGAACGCCGCCGCUGUGAGGUCAGCCGUGCUCCAGGACCCUCGCGGCCCCCCCAGUUACCGCCUGAAGAUCGCGCGGGAGCGGCUGGUGCAGGUGCAGGCAGAGAUGAAAAUGGUGAUGGACGAACUGCUGCUCCUGCAGCUGGACCUGGAGCAGUCCGAGGAGAGGGAGGGGGAGGACGCCGGGGGGCGUGCCAGCACGGCCGCGUAA